CCCUGUAGCCUCUGUCCCCAACCAUCCACUUAUUAUUUGAUUUAUGUCUGUUUCGCUGCCCUUACAGUGACCCUGAGGGAGGGCUGUGUGGGAAGUUGGUGUGUGAGAUUAUAGAGAGGGCUGAUGUAGCUGUGGGCUCUGCAGAGCGUCUGGAGCCUGAGUAUAUGCACAGAGACUGAUAAAUAGCCAGGAGAAAGACAUCAGGCUUAAUUAGACUUUCAAACUUACAGUGGUGCCUACAUCUGGAGAUACCAGUGCUCAUCCAUACUGCAUAUAUGCUCUAACAUUAGAGGGCUGUGACAGAGUUGUUCUGGGUCUUCUAGCAGAAAAAUCCUGGUGAUGUUGGAUUCAGAGAACCCACCUUAUGUGGAUUUCUCUGAAGAACACUGCAAUCAACUGGUGUUAAUGAGACAGUGGGGAGCACUGGACCAGACCAUGGCAAACAGCUAUGUAACAGUUUCUGAUACAUACUGUCUUGCAGAGCCUCUUCCCUAUUAUGAUGUCCUGCCAGAGCACAUUAAUUAUCAACUCCCUGAUUCAGACUUCCAGGCGACUCCAUAUUGUCAGUAUACAAAUGUGCCUUAUUCCCCUGUGAUGCAAUCCCCAUCACCACAAUGUCACUACAGUGCAUACAGUUUGGAAAGUACAUAUAGUGAUGGGCAGUAUGUCCUGAGCACGUGUGAUUUGAGUAAACCAACCAACACCAUGUCUCAAAGUGUAGAGGAGAUAUACCCUACAAUGAAGAGGCCCAGGAUUAGUUCCACCAUCCGGAUGAAAGGACAUGAGGAACUUUGUGUUGUGUGUGGAGAUAAGGCAUCUGGGUAUCACUACAAUGCACUUACCUGUGAAGGGUGCAAGGGUUUUUUCCGCCGUAGUAUUACCAAAAAUGCAGUGUACAGAUGUAAAAAUGGUGGACACUGUGAGAUGGACAUGUAUAUGCGGAGGAAGUGUCAAGACUGUCGUCUGAAGAAGUGUAAAGCGGUUGGCAUGCUUGCAGAAUGUUUGUUAACUGAAGUCCAGUGCAAGUCAAAGAGGCUCCGGAAAAACUACAAGCAAAAUAGCUCAAUUUUUUGUAAUGUAAAAGUGGAAGAUGAUGGAAGUGACAGCAGACAUGUGUCAUCAACAACAAAGUCAGCCAAGGUAGCAUCUCGAGUGGAGUUGACAGCUGAGGACUGUAAAUUGAUUGAUCAUAUAGUCACUGCCUAUCAAAAGUAUGGCAUCCCGCUAGAUGACCACACAUUGUGUCUAGAAGAAUCAGCAAAUCCAGAAGAGAUAUUCUACCAUAUCUCUGAAGCAGCUGUAAUGCACGUGCAAGCCCUGGUGGAAUUUACGAAGAGACUCCCAGGAUUUGAAAUGUUGGAUCAUGAUGACCAGAUUGCUCUUCUCAAGGGAUCCACUGUUGAAGCUAUGUUCUUGCGUUCAGCACAAAUAUACAAUCAACAAGCAACAGGAUGUUCAUUGCCAGAAAAUGAUGGACUUGCAAGAUACCAAAGCCAUGCAGCCGAAUAUUACCACAUUCAGGAUUUUGACAGAUGCCCGCUCUAUUCUCUAGAAACUACUCCUCGACAAACUGUUCAAGCAUUCAAUACAGAUAUUACCGAAGAUUUUAUUAUUCCACUUUUCAACUUCUACAGAAGCAUGGGCUCCCUUAACGUGACAGAAACAGAAUAUGCUUUACUUUCUGCAACUAUCGUGUUCUUUUCAGACCGCCCGUUUUUAAAGAACAAGAACUGUGUUGAAAAACUGCAAGAGCCUCUUUUAGGAAUUUUACACACGUAUUCAAAACUCUACCAUCCAGAAGACCCACAACAUUUUGCACGACUGACUGGACGGCUGACAGAGCUAAGGACCCUGAAUCACAACCACUCAGAAGUGCUAAUAUCAUGGAAAACCAGAGACACCAAGCUUACCUCAUUGCUUUAUGGUGGCUGGGACUUCCACUGAGCUGAGAACUGAGAAGACAGCAUCAGCCUAAAUACCUACUGUUUCUAAUUUAUGUAAAUGCCUCAUUUAAGAUGUUGGACAUUGUUUUUCAUGCCAAUAGAUUUUUUAAAAACAUUAUUUCAAAAAAUAAAUCUAACUGGUUACUGCA
Pseudophryne corroboree (corroboree frog) is the source of this 2092-nucleotide messenger RNA. Its product is annotated as bile acid receptor-like. The record is from RefSeq and is a predicted model, not a curated record. Gene Ontology annotation, molecular function: zinc ion binding; RNA polymerase II cis-regulatory region sequence-specific DNA binding; nuclear receptor activity. The coding region runs from base 340 to 1944 and encodes 534 amino acids. The transcript has 12 exons. Lineage: Eukaryota; Metazoa; Chordata; Amphibia; Anura; Myobatrachidae. Gene Ontology annotation, biological process: lipid metabolic process; cell differentiation; positive regulation of transcription by RNA polymerase II.